AUGAACCUGAUCGGGGGUUACCAGCAUCACCACCACCUGAUGCACGAGCCCUUCCCCUUCGUCCAGCGGUGCCACCAGGACGCGCCCUACUUCCAGAGCUGGGUGGUGAACCACGGCGAGGUGCCCCCGGACUUCCAGAUCCAGGCGCCCUACCCGGCCGCGGAGCUCGGCGCGCCCGGGGCGACGCACGAAGGCCGACUGGAGGGGCUCCAGGCCGGCAUGGGGAAGCGGAGAGCGUCGGGGCCGAAGAAGGAACGCCGCAGGACGGAGAGCAUCAACACAGCGUUCGCCGAGCUGCGGGAGUGUAUCCCCAACGUGCCGGCGGACACCAAACUGUCUAAAAUCAAAACGUUGCGCCUGGCGACGAGCUACAUCGCGUAUCUGAUGGACGUCCUGGCCAAAGACUCCGGAGAGACUGAAGGCUUUAAGGCCGAGAUUAAGAAAUUUGAAAACCGGGAUUUGAAAAGGAAGCGGGAGCUGACCGACGGCCUGCACGAGUCUUUAGGAGCCGAGAAGAAGGCGAAGGGUCGGACCGGGUGGCCGCAGCAGGUCUGGGCUCUGGAGCUCAACCAGUGAAAAAAAACCCAAACUCCUCACAGACUCCGGAUUCAAAUCGGAUUAAAAAAAAAAAAAAGAAACUGAAGAAAAACCACUGACUGGGUGAACCUGAACGCACCGCUGUGGUGCGUAAAAGCCUCCCGGAGCGCAGAGGCUGUGGACGGUUGUUGGAUACUUGGCUGCUCGUCUUUCCGUCCUGAUGUGUUUUUCUUUUUUCUCCUUUCUGACUCCAGAUCUGACUGUAGGUGUUUGAAAAUGCGCUUUUUCUGCUUUUUGAUGUUUCCACCCUCUGCAGGACUGCGCGCCAGAUGUGGCGACGGUGUCACAGAAACAUCUGUCUCCGCUGAAAGAAUGUGUUUAUCCGGCUUCGUCCUGCGCGUUCAGCUGCGAGAAAGAAAGAAAGACGUGAAAUAAAGAAAUUAAAAUCAAAUUGGAGGAGUUUUAGAACCACUUUAGGUGCGCAAAAAAAUCUCUGUAUUCCAGCUGGAUGUCUCCUCUCAAACCCGCCUUUAGUUUCAUUUUCGGACUCAGAUUUUAUUUUAUUUUAUUAUUAUUUUUUUAUCCAAUCAAGAAAAAAAUAUUA
Stegastes partitus (bicolor damselfish) is the source of this 1141-nucleotide messenger RNA. Its product is annotated as heart- and neural crest derivatives-expressed protein 1. Gene Ontology annotation, molecular function: protein dimerization activity; DNA-binding transcription factor activity, RNA polymerase II-specific; RNA polymerase II transcription regulatory region sequence-specific DNA binding. The transcript has 2 exons. Gene Ontology annotation, biological process: regulation of transcription by RNA polymerase II; heart development. Lineage: Eukaryota; Metazoa; Chordata; Actinopteri; Pomacentridae. The record is from RefSeq and is a predicted model, not a curated record. Bases 1 to 576 code for a protein of 191 amino acids.